Otolemur garnettii (small-eared galago) is the source of this 1103-nucleotide messenger RNA. RefSeq names its product endothelial cell surface expressed chemotaxis and apoptosis regulator (gene ECSCR). The transcript has 10 exons. Gene Ontology annotation, cellular component: cytosol; plasma membrane. Lineage: Eukaryota; Metazoa; Chordata; Mammalia; Primates; Galagidae. Gene Ontology annotation, biological process: positive regulation of endothelial cell apoptotic process; positive regulation of proteasomal protein catabolic process; negative regulation of angiogenesis. The record is from RefSeq and is a predicted model, not a curated record. Bases 57 to 785 code for a protein of 242 amino acids.
CAGUAUGGACAGAGCCUCCACAGAGCUGCUGCCUGCCGGCCACAUACCCAGCUGAUAUGGGGACUGUAGGAGCCAUGCAGCUGAGCUGGGCCAUCCUGGGCUUCUUCCUGCUCCAAGGCCACAACUCACAGAUUACAACAAGCCAGACCUCCAGCUCUCAGGGAGCCUUCAUCAGUUUAGGGCUGACCACAGAGCCAGCUUUUCCCAACACAGGAGACAUCCCUUCCUCAGAGCCUAACAGCCCAAGCCCUCUGCCCAGCACCGGUACCACAGCUGCUCCAAAGAAGCCCUCACACACCCCCAUAGGAGCGAACAAACCUACAGUGCCAAGGUCACGCACCGUGGAUGGUAACUCCCUGUUCUCACAGGUCCAAACUCAGGUGCAGCCACAGAAACACACAUUGGGACUUAACACGUCUCAAAAUAUUACUCCCAAUUCAACCACCACAAGCCCAAGUGCAAGGGAUGACUUGGGCAUCCUGCCCAGCCCCACCUCAGAGACCGUGCUCACUGUGGCUGCAUUUGGUGUUAUCAGCUUCAUUGUCAUCCUGGUGGUUGUGGUGAUCAUCCUAGUCAGCGUUGUCAGUCUAAGGUUUAAGUGUCGGAAGAACAAGGAGUCUGAAGAUCCCCAGAAACCAGGGAGUUCUGGGCUGUCUGAAAGACUCCCUACCUCCCCAAGCUGUUCCACAGCCGGUCGAGAGAAAGACAGCAUCACGCUCAUCUCCAUGAAGAAUAUCAACAUGAAUUCCAGCAAAGGAUGCAACUCAGCAGAGAAGGUUCUUUAAAAGGAACUCUGGGCCCCAUGAGUCCAAGGAUGAUGCAGCUGCCUCUUGACUGUGAGGAGGAAAAGACGGGAUCGGCAGAGGCUAUGAAUCACAUAUAAAUUAUUGUAUCAUUUGUGUCUGCUCCCAGAUCUAAAGGACACUAACAUUCCUCUAAAUCUGGGAGUAAGCUAUCAAUAUAAGAGACUCUGUCCCACACGGACAGCCGCUCUAAGAAUACAGCCUGCUUAUCCUGCCUUGUCAGGGUACAGGAGUCAAUAGAGCAAGAAAAACGACAAGAAGAUGGAUUGAUACUUUCUACUUUACAUUAAAAUUAUUUUU